Molecule: messenger RNA, 2778 nt
Organism: Tilletiaria anomala UBC 951
Lineage: Eukaryota; Fungi; Basidiomycota; Exobasidiomycetes; Georgefischeriales; Tilletiariaceae
Exons: 6
Coding region: 1-2778 (925 amino acids)
Biological process (GO): protein K11-linked ubiquitination; positive regulation of mitotic metaphase/anaphase transition; anaphase-promoting complex-dependent catabolic process
Cellular component (GO): anaphase-promoting complex
Molecular function (GO): protein binding
Source: RefSeq, a predicted model, not a curated record
AUGCUGCCCACCUCAGCCAUUCCCAAGCCAGGGUCAGUCGACGGUCCCAACAUCGCCUGUGUUCUUCUUCUCGAGCACUUCUGCCAUCAUGUCAACUAUUCGUCAUGGCGUCGGACGAUGAUUCAAGCUGCGCAAAAGGAGUACCAGGAGCAGGACGUUCGUCGACAUGGUCCCGACGAGGGUGUCGAAACGGUGAAAGAAAGCUCCGGAGAAGAACAACACAAGCUGCACAUCAAUAGCCACCUUGUCAGUAGAACAUACGCCUCUUUACUCAUCUACAUUGUUCGUUUGUACUGCCAAAUCGACCCUCCAGCCCCCACCUGGAACCAUUUCCUCUGCUCGCUCCGAGCCUACCUGCUAUCGGAUGCAUGCUAUCACAUUCGGCAGCACUUCUCUUUUACCUCCCCUCCGCACUCUCAGCUCGGUGGCUCAAACACAGAAAGCCAUGCUAGCAGGCAUCUCGCACGCAUAGAAUUGCUCGCCGACGCCCUAGUCAGCAAUCUUGUCAGCUAUGAGCUCGAGGCAAUGAUGGGUAGGAUUCAAACCACUUCCGACCUGGCACGCAUCUUUGCCAACAUCGUCGAUGGGGAUUCCAAGGCGCACUCGCCUUCCUCGCUUUCCUCGCCUUCUUCUUCCGAACAGCAAACCACCGGGUGGCUGACAAACAGCAUGAAUAAUAGCGACUUGACAGUCUCGCAGGGUGCAUUGCAUCGUCGCAGCUUCCUCGGUGUUCAAGUGAGGCGCAUCCGCUUGCGCUGGAUCAGGCUCGACUUUACCGAGCAGGCGACCGUCCUUCAGAAUUUCGUCGCCUGGCGUCAAGCACCGUCGACAUCGAAUACCAUUUGCAACAGCAGUACCAUGGCUGCAGCAUAUCUGUCAGAGAAGCUCAAGGAGAUGGAUGCCCGAGGCCAGUACGGUAGAGGCGAAAUCGUCCUCGAAGAUAGGGUGGAUGCGUACGACAAUUAUGUCCGAUCACUAUGGCGAGGCGACUGGUCGGCAGCAAGGCACAAUCUCAGUCGCUACUUUGAUCACGCACCGCAGCAUGCUGAACAUGAGCUGCACCAUCACGCCUUGAUCAACCUCGCUGCCUUUCACAUGCAAUCGAAUAAUCUUCAAGCAGCCGAAAGCAGCGUGGAAGAAGCAAUACGGCUCGGGCGCCACGUCCAUGACACAUAUGCGAUUGACCUCUGCGCAGCCCUGCUCGAUCGAUUGCAAGCACUCAAGCCGAUCGACGAACCGCCCAUUCUCGACCCCAAGCUGAUCGUCGAUGCCGGCAGCGGAAAAUUUGAGCCACAACGGCAGAUCUUGCCAUUCAGUCUUGAGACGCUCUGGCAUGCUCGACACAGCGUUGAGACCGGACGUUCGAGCCUGCCCGAAGCCCUGAACAGUAUGCACGAGCUGACGUGGGACUUUGACCCGGACUUCCCGGCCUCGUUCCUGGGUGGCACACUCGGCUUCGGCGGAAAUAAAACGCCGAUGGCGAAGACGCUGCGCAAGCAAAAGCAGAAGAAGCGGCUCAAGGAGCUGCAAGCGAAUGCGGCGCAGCAAGGCCCCAUGGGAGGUAUGACGGCCGCCACCGCGCUUGCCGCUGCCGCAAGGGAGGCGCAACUGCGGAAACUGGGGCGGAAAGAGCCGCGCGCCAGUUCUGGCAAAGAAGCAGUUCGUUACGAUGCGCUGCGUGGGGCUGUCUGGUGCGACAUGGGAUUCGGGCAAGUGGCCGAGGUGCUUUGGGAUGAGGCCCUGCAUCAAAUCGGCUCGAGUGGCUUUUCACAUCACACAUGUGCCAACGAAGUUAGGCUGGAGGCUCUCGGUGGAAAAGCCUUUCGCCUUGCCGAAGCCGGACAUUACGAUGAUGCACUUGCACUACUGCUCGACUGGGACUUUCUGUGCGGCCUAUCGCUGCUUGAGUACCAAGACUGGCAGAAACGCAUCUGGAGGGUGCUGUGGCUCCGAGCUAGGAGGCAAGGCAAGGUCGCGACAAUGAAGAGGCUCAAGGAGUCGAGGUACGAAGUGGAAUUGGAGGUCGAUGGAUUAAAUCCGGCGGACGACCGAGCGGCACUAGAUCCACUCUUAGGCACUAAACUCGAUGGCGCUAGUCCCGAAGCGCCUGCUCUCAAUCCUGAAAGCGACAAUGCAACACUCUCUCGAGGUGCCAACGAGGCAGACGCUGUCGUGCGGAUGCAUGAGAGCGCGAAGGAACGGACUCUGCGAGUCCUAAGGCAAGGAAAACAUGCAUCUGAUCUCGGAGACGUCUCGCUGGCUCUGAUGCCAUUGAUGGAAUCCAUCAGUCUCGCCAAUCGCUUCAAAUUCGCGCCUUUGCAGCGCGCAGCGACAGUUCAUGUCGCAGAGCUGAUGGCCGUGCAGCUAAACCUGCCCAAACGCGCACAGCAUACACUUUCGGAGGUAUUCGAUGAAUGCCUCGUAGAGGACAACUUUGAACGGAGAGCAGAUGCACAAAAGGUCAAAGCUGUGGUUUUGCUGGCAAACUCUUCGCACGAACCUGGCGAAUGCAAGGAGGCGAUCGGAUGGCUCGAACGGGCUUGCGCAGACUACGAGCGUGUUGGUGCAAAUGCUUCGCGCCUAUCGUGCGUGGGCCUGAUAGUCUACCUCUACCACCAUCUGCAAGAUCAGGACGAACGACAACGGUGGUUGACCACGUACAUGGCUCUGGAAGCACAGCUGGCUCAAGCGCAGAACAGUUUGGAAGUUGACCCACUCGUCCUUAGAGUGGAAGGGAUUGUCAAGCAGCUAGGGCACCGCUUUAGUCUAAUUGAAUGA